Anthostomella pinea is the source of this 615-nucleotide messenger RNA. Lineage: Eukaryota; Fungi; Ascomycota; Sordariomycetes; Xylariales; Xylariaceae. The record is from the annotation of a GenBank genome assembly.
AUGACGAUACACAAUCUCGACUUAUCUUCUAUCAGGGCACUCUUAGCAGCAGUGUCCCCUACUCUCAACCUUCAGCCACCAUCAGGGAUACCCUCCGCUAGCGACGCCCAUGAUCCGCAGGGAACGUUAUCAAUCCAAGCUGUCACGCGUUGGGAUCGAUUCAACCAUGAAGACAUCACUGCAGCCAUGGACAGCCUACUCUCAAUGCCAAUCGGCACGCAGUCGUUCCCGUUCUAUGUGGCAGAACGACAUAUCCGUGGAUCUAUCUCCUUAGCAUUCGACUCGUGGCACUGCGAAAUCAUCAACCUGAUGAUUCACCAUCUUCUAUCCUACGUCGAAGGAGCUGAAAUUGACAUGGACGGCUUCCUCUUCGGCAACAGAACUUCCACCAUUCGACGUGCAACCAGAGAUGGAGACAACGCGCGAGGGAAAUUGAAGGACGAAUGGGAACAACCUGAUUGGUCCAUUACGACGCAUCAGGGGUUUCUAGUCGCCGGCCACGAGGUGAAGGUGUGCCGUUGGAGCUCGGAGUUGCUAGAUAAUGUCCCAGACGCGAGAGCCUUGGAGCCACUUGCGCAGCUUGGUCAUCUGUGCUGGCACGCUCGGACCCGAUAA